UGCUUCAAGGAAUCUCUGGAAAGCGUCCGGAGCUCAGUCUGGUUCAGAGUUCUCUCUCUCUCUCUCUCUCUCUCUCUCUCUGACUGACAUGUCAGGCUCUGACAGUCCAAACAGCACCAGUGUGCCUCCGGUCCUGGACUAUGAAUGGAGAUAUGAAUACUAUGAUGAUGAGGAGCCAGUAUCUUUCGAAGGACUGAGGGCGCACCGCUAUUCUAUAGUGAUCGGCUUCUGGGUCGGCCUGGCUGUCUUUGUCAUCUUUAUGUUUUUUCUGCUCACUCUUCUGACCAAGACUGGAGCUCCACAUCCUGACAGUGGACAGCCAUGUGAGAAGCGUCCCCGUCUGAUUGGCUUCAUGGACACCAACCUGGACAAAGGAGCUCCUCCCCCCCACCCUAGUGGUCUGGACUCAUCCUGUUCUCUCUUCCACUGUUACGUGUCCAAGGAUGGUCAGGGGAGCUGCACAGCCCUGUGGACCACAGUUGGUGGUGUGGGUGGAGGACCAUCCGGAGGCUGCCACAGGAGGCCCAGCAGCAGCCCGGAGGCGGGGGACACUACACUCCUGCAGGAGCUAGCAGUGACAGCUAACAGGACGGAGAAAGAAGCCAUCCUGCUGGCCCACUUCAACAUCCCUAACUUUGUGAACUCUGAGCAGAGCUCAACUGUAGGGGAGGACGACCUGCUGCUGGGUGAGCCAGAGCUGCCAAUCAUUCUGGAGGGGCGGGAUCAGAGCAGCAUGAUCAGGAAGCAUGAUAACCACAAUGACUUCACCUAAGACUGGAGAAUGGAGGGCAGCUAUUCAUCAAACAGGAGGACUCAGGUAAUUUUCACAAAACAUGGGUGGAUGACAAGUUUACACUUAAAGCAAUGAAAAUAUUCAGUGACUGGUCACAUAAUACAUGUACUUGCCUAACCAGGGACUCACCAAAAAAACUCUGCGUCUUCUUUGUGGGAAUGAUUUGUCUUUAAUGGUGUGACUUCAGCUGUUGUUUUGUUUGGACUGAAAAGCUGCAGACUGGAAGCCCAUCAGGACAUUUGGUUGAGAACCACUGGUCUGUAGAAAACAGUACAAGAAAUAAUCAAAAUGUAUUUUGUUAUAAAUGUGAAGUUAUCCAUAGCUGUCAAGUCUAACAUAUUAUCUGUGAAACAUGUUGGUGUUUUUCGUGACAUAUCGUGGUUGUGAAAUGAAGAAAGACACCUUCUGAGUUCUGCUGUCAGGUUUCUCUGCUCAGCCUGCAUCUAUUCCACAUGGGUUGAGAUAGAACAUUUUCUUUGCAUGGGUUAUAUAACCUGCCCUACCCCUUUUAGUGCUUUGUGACUAAAGUAGCAAUGACAAAGAUAGAAUGUAGCAAGGCUGAGCCACAUUCCACAAUCUAUACUAUACUAUGAGAACCACAGAUUGCUAUUCUAAAUCACCAACAUGUUAUGGAAAUGGAAAUGGAUGUUGAAGUUUUUGAAUUGGCCUUUUUGGUUGAACUCAUUGCCUGAUGGCCUAAAGGACAAAAGUAAUGAAUCGAAAUUAUAAAAUGUAACUUAGCACCAAAAGACUGAAAAUGUGGAGCAAAGAUACUGUUAUUACAUUAUUAAAGGAGUGUAUCAUUUUCCCUUAUAAUGAGUCUGUAUGACUAGUAUUCUUGCUAAAAUGCAGUAAAUGUUUGAAUUAUGACUUUCUGCGGCACAUUUAUAA
This is a messenger RNA of Thunnus maccoyii (southern bluefin tuna), 1684 nucleotides long. It is a transcript of the gene mrap2a, whose product is annotated as melanocortin 2 receptor accessory protein 2a. Bases 89 to 772 code for a protein of 227 amino acids. Gene Ontology annotation, cellular component: endoplasmic reticulum; plasma membrane. Gene Ontology annotation, molecular function: type 4 melanocortin receptor binding; type 5 melanocortin receptor binding; signaling receptor regulator activity. The transcript is spliced from 3 exons. Gene Ontology annotation, biological process: regulation of adenylate cyclase-activating G protein-coupled receptor signaling pathway; protein localization to plasma membrane. The record is from RefSeq and is a predicted model, not a curated record. NCBI's taxonomy places the organism in Eukaryota, Metazoa, Chordata, Actinopteri, Scombriformes, Scombridae.